AUGGCGGCGUCUGUUCUUUCCAACAUGCCACGUCGGCUCGUGGUGACCGACGCGUCUGUGAUUUCCGGACAAGUAAUCGCCGAUUUCUGCAGGAGCGUUAACGCCGCUGUCGCCGAGCCGUUGGAUUCCGCGAUGCAGUCGACAGCCGUCGUGACAAACGCCGGUUCCACGAAGCUUCCCAUCGCUUCCGGAUCCCUCGAGUCCGUUCUUUCCAUUGCGGAGCGCCCAGGCCAUCAUGAUGCCACGUGUCUUGCUGAGCUGGCACGCGUGCUGCAGCCCAAUGGCACGCUGCUGCUACAGGAGCCCGUGGCUGCCAGAUCAGCAGCUGCCGUGGAGCUGGAGCGUCUGCCUUCGUCACUCUCCGGGUCACCCCUUCCCAAUCAAGCUGCGCUGGAAAGAACGCUCCUCCUAUCAGGCUUCGCCACUUGGCAGGCCGUGAGCCCUAUUGCUGGCGUGGGAUUGGCUCCGGAGUUCAAAGGGAUCACGCCUGCGGCCAUCGGAUCAACCCAAGGGCCCCUUCUCAUCCCUGUCACGCUCAAGGCACAGAAACCCGCAUGGCAAACCGGUUCCUCCUUUUCCCUCAAGAAGAAAGGCACCUCAUCCGAAACCACUGCUGCUGCUGCUGCGCCGGCAGCAGCGCCUGCCACGUCAGCAGGGGUGCCGCUGCCCGCGCCCGCCAUGUGGCGCGUCGCUACUGGCGGAGCGGGCGAGGAGGAUGAUGAGCUGGUGGACGAGGAUUCGCUGCUGACAGCGGAGGAUCUGGUGGCUCCUGCGCCUCCCCCUGCCAGUGCCUCCGCAGGCUGUGGCACGGCCAAGACGGCAAGGAAGGCGUGCGCGAAUUGCACGUGUGGGAGGGCAGAGAUGGAGGCAGCAGAAGAGGCGGGAGGAGCAGAGGGAGGGCAGGGCAAGAGCAAGCUGACACUCGAUCAGAUUGCCAACCCUGAGUCAGCGUGUGGCAGUUGUGGCUUGGGAGACGCUUUCCGCUGUGCUGGCUGCCCGUACCGUGGGCUGCCUCCAUUCAAACUUGGAGAAAAGAUCUCCCUGGGCAAGGAUCUUCUCUCUGCUGACGUGUAG
This is a messenger RNA of Closterium sp. Yama58-4, 1074 nucleotides long. NCBI's taxonomy places the organism in Eukaryota, Viridiplantae, Streptophyta, Zygnematophyceae, Desmidiales, Closteriaceae. The record is from the annotation of a GenBank genome assembly.